AUGGGUGCCGGGGCCUCGUCUGCUGUGAAUCCGACCGAGCCGUCGAACGAGGCCGAGCCCCCAGAGAUGCCCGCGGCGUCUUUGCUGCCCGGCGGAACUCUCUGUCCAGCGUGGCCACCGCCAGCGCCAGCAUCUCUCUUUGGGCGGGUUCGGCUAUCCGCAAGAGCAAGGCUGGCCCGCACGUCGUCAAGGAUGGUGCCGAGGAGCACAGCAAGUACACGCUCAAGCGCUCCGACAGCGGCUCGCUGGAGAUCGAGGACGGGGAGACCCGCACGGUAUCGGGAAGCCGGUCGACGACGACGUCGUCACGUGGUUCCACAAGAGGAACACCGACACUCUUCAGGGCGCCCUGGCGUUCGUGCCCUGGGUCCUCCAGCAGUCGCACUCGGAGGGCAAGCUCCAAGAGGGGCAGGUGGUGAUCCACAGGGGCAGCGGCGCGGUGGUCUUCUCCGACGCCAGCGGUUUCACGGCCCUCACGGAGAGCGGUUGGCCAAGAAGUCCAACGGGGCAGAGCUGCUCUCGCAGUGCCUGACCGCCUUCUUCACGCCGCUGAUCAACCUGAUCAACUCGUACAGAGGGGACGUCAUCAAGUUCAGCGGGGACGCGCUGAUGAUCUACUUCCCCGCAGUGGACGACACGGCCGUGCAGCGCUCCAGGCUGCAGGUGCCGCCCCACGGCUCCUUCGGCCUACCGGACCUCGGGCCCAUGGCCACCGCGGUGCUGCGCGCCUCGGCGUGCUGCAUCGAGAUCCACAAGAGGUUGCACAUGUUCGACACGGGGGUCGACGGCGUCUGCCUGUGCCUCCACAUCGGCGUCGGGUGCGGCGAGGUCGCCAUCCUGCAGGUGGGCGGGGAGGUGCCCCCGGAGACCCACGUGCCCAGGUCCGAGUACCUCAUCGCGGGCCCUCCCCUGGAGCAGAUCUCGGUGGCGGAGCCGCUGGCCAGGAACGGGGAGACCUGCGUUAGCCCGCAGACCAAGUACACGUUCCCGACAGUGAAGUUCUCCGCCAUGGAGAGCGACAGGCGGCAGGAGACGCAGUUCCGUCUCCCAGAGAUGCCCAUCAUCCGCAGGUUCGUGCCAUCGGCGGUCUUCAAGCAGAUAGAGGGCGGCACCCUGACGUACGUGAACGAGAUGAGGACCAUAUCCACCAUCUUCGUGUCGGGCUCUGGCGUGGACGUCUCCUCCGACGAGGGGGCGCAGGUGGCGCAGGAGCUCAUGGCCUCCGUGCAGCAGAUCUGUUACGCGGGGGAGGGCACGCUGAACAAGUUCGUCAUUGACGACAAGGGCAUGCUGUUCCUCCUCGUGUACGGGCUGCCGCCCCUGGUUCACACCGACGACCCCACAAGAGCCGUGCUCGCCUGCAUCGACCUGGUGAAGGCCUUCAAGAGGCUCAAGAUCGCCGGGCGCUUCGGGGACCCGGGCCGGGGCUCCCUCCGCUCCCCGUGCGUCCACUCGAUGCUGCUGCUGUUUCGGCAACCUCGGAGCCCCGAGAGCCCUGCAGGGGAGGCGGCUCGCAGGCCUACAACAGAGGCCCCACGAGACUUGCAGAAGAACAGCGGCGGCUAA
Molecule: messenger RNA, 1566 nt
Organism: Prorocentrum cordatum
Lineage: Eukaryota; Dinophyceae; Prorocentrales; Prorocentraceae
Source: the annotation of a GenBank genome assembly